AUGUUUUUAACAUCACUUAGCAACAAACAAUGGGAUUCAACUUGGGAUGGCUUGCCUAGAGAAAUUCGACUUCUCAUCUUAGAAGCCCUGGUGCAAGGUGGAUGCAGACUGAGUCGCUUGGCCACAGUGUCCAGAGAGUGGCAGACCGAGCUCGAGCGACAUAACUUUGCUCAAAUCAAACUGACACCAUCGCGACUCGUUAAUUUCAAUUCGAUAAUUCAUCGCAAUCGGGCUUUUGUUAGCUAUAUUUGGUUCUGCUUGGAACUUGAUGAAUACGAUUGCACCAAGUGCGCGCCAGCCGGUGCAGGCUCGGAUUAUGAAGAAGCAACCACUAUCAGUGAUACAGAUCACUGUCCUAUCACCACAUCAUUUCGGAAUCUCUUCUCCGUUCUCAGCAGAUGGGGUCCUGGCGCCGGUUUGAUACUCGAUAUUAGUAUCUAUUUGCCUAGUGACUCAAAACAUUGGUUUAAAUAUCGGACCUUUAUGCCCGAUACUCCUUUAGACCCGUUAGGCAGUCGGCACAGCAUAGAUCAGAUAGUCUCAAGCAAACCAGUCUAUAAUGAUCCUCAAAAUGGAUGGGUUAAUGGUUUCCGACAUUCCGCUCCGCCUUCAAGGGCAGUUCUCAAAGUUUUUCAUUCAGUCAUGGGAGAGGGACCAUUUGAUAGUGAUCAGGAAGAGCUACAAUGGUGGGAUCAGCUUCCAUCGGUCCCGGCGGUAACCACAUUACUUCUCCGGCAACAGAACCGGCGGAGAUGGAAGCCAGAAGCGCUUGCACAUAUGUUUGCCUGGUUUCCCAGACUUCAAGAAGUCCAUUAUGAACCCUGGAGAGAAUGGGACUUUAUGAAGAUGCAUACAGAUAGAAAGUAUCUAUAUCUUUUCGAGUCUAUCCAACGUUUUAACAGUGAUCUUAAGAGACUUGUGGUCUUUGAGAACUUUAAUCAACAGUAUCCAACUAUUAUGCAGCGAUUCCAGUUUGCUAAAUGCGACAGUAUUCGCAAUCCAACACCAGCUGUCAGCCAGAUGGUCGCGCUUACUAGCCUUAAGCUUGAGCAUCUUGCAGCAUCAUUUAUCGUAGAUGCUAGCCACUUCUUUAACAUCAUCAAACCGUCUUGGGAAUGGCCAAACCUAACUUCGCUUGUACUGACUUCAAACUUGCUUUCACCAGAUGAAAGUCCAAUCAAGAUUAGAGCUAUGCUUCAGGCUGCGGCGGCAGUGACUACAAAGAUGCCACAACUGGAAAGAAUGGAAAUUUGGAACGGACGAAAGGGCUUAGCAGCGCUCUUUAAAUAUCAGGUGUUCUACAAUAUACGGCAAGCUAGAAUCACUUGGAGAGGCACCUGGAAUCUUGUCAUGGAAUCUUCCAUAGUCCAGGCUUGGGAAGAACUACUGGAUGGAGCUACUAUCAAAUCUCACGGUGACGCAAUUCGACACCUUAUGCUUUCAGGCCAGGUCAUUCGGCCUAUCUCGUUGCAGCAGAUCCAGACAGAACAGAGUGCCCUAGAGAGCGUAGAAACAGUGUAA
Messenger RNA from Trichoderma virens Gv29-8, 1521 nucleotides. RefSeq lists its product as uncharacterized. The record is from RefSeq and is a predicted model, not a curated record. Bases 1 to 1521 code for a protein of 506 amino acids. NCBI's taxonomy places the organism in Eukaryota, Fungi, Ascomycota, Sordariomycetes, Hypocreales, Hypocreaceae. The transcript is spliced from 4 exons.